AAAAUUUGUGCUGAAAUUUUUUAUCCUUAGAAAAUUAUUAUUAUUGAGAAUUGUUUUCGAUUACAAUUAUUGAUUUCGAAGUUUCUCAAGCAUAAUUCAUUGUUGCAAACACUAUGAAUCCAACGCCCAAUCAGAAUUCUCAAAGUGGUUUUGUUCCUGGUCGUGGAGUUCCAUUAUAUCCUGGAACCAGGCCAUUGAUGACAGGUUUUCAACCGCUGCAAUAUAUAAACUAUCCUCAUUAUAGUUACAAUUCUUUUCUUCGGGCCAGUUAUCAAUAUCCCGGGAUGCAUGGUUUACCGAAUACUAGUAAUAAUAGUUAUAUGCCUGUUUCUGUUAAUGCUAUUAAUCAUCCAACAUAUUCCAUGUAUUCACAUCAAAUCUCGAAUAAUAUGACUAUGGUUAAUCAAUCUAAAGAUCCAAAACAGCAACAGCUGCAAAAUCCUUCGAAUAAUACUGCUCAAGAUCAAAAUAAAAUUUUAUCUUCGAACACUUCAGCUAAUUCCUCUAAAGAAUUUGAUCGUCAAAAGUUUAAAGAAGAACUUCUUUGUAAAAAUGGACGUGAGAAAGAAUGGCACUUGCGUUUGUUGGAAAAUGAUCGAAAACAAGUGGAAAACAUGAUGGAAGAAGCUGUUGAAUUACAAAUACAUUUUCAAAAUUUCCAGCGUGAAUUCAACCAAAUAUCACAAACAUCAUCAACAAUGAGUGCUGAAGCAUUGCAAAAUUUCAAUCUGUGGAAUAGCUGGAAGGAAAAUUUGCUUGCACGUCGUGAUCAAACAUUUGCCUUGCAAGAAGAAAGAUUGGCCAAAUUUUAUCAAAAAGUACGUCUCAAUGUCCCAAUAAUCGUUGAACAGCCAAUUGCUGCAACAUCAACGGAAUCUGUUAAACCCUCUCAUAUCGAAUUAAUCAAUCACCCACCUGAACAGCAAGAUAAAGAAAGUCAACCUUUGGCAACAUCUCCAAUGCCAAAAAUCAAGGAAGAAUCUUUAAAUCUUUUAUCAGAUAAUGUUAAAAUUCCUUCUGAUAAACAAAAAUCUUUGAUAGUACCACCAACUACUCUAUCGAAAAUUGACAAGACAAAAAUAAAAAAUGUUAUUGAUGCAAAAUUUAUGUCAUCAGUGCAAAGUGCUUUGAAUUAUCAAGAAAAGAUUAAUCGAAAUUCAUUGUUUAUAUUAGAGAAUAAGGAAUUCACAAAAUCAUUGAAUGAUUUUGCCUUUCUUCGCAAUCAAAUAAGUUUCAUUGAUAACUUGAUAUCAUUAGCCAGAUCAAAACCUUUUGAAAAUAAAGCAAAACAUCCCGAUUCGAAAACGACACCGGUUCCAAUUACGAAGUCGACAGUAAAUACGGCGGUUCAACCGAUAAAUAUUUCGAAAAAUCUCAUGUCAAAACCGAAUACAUUACCAAAUGUCCCAACUUCUAAACCCAAUCAGGUAUCUGCUUCUACAAGCUCUAAGCCAGGCCCUGAAUCAACUUCUACAACUUCAAUGUUGAAACAAGCUCGGCAGACUAAUUCGGAAACCUCACCACAGAAAAAAAUAAAUCCGAAAUCUGCACCAAAAACUCCAAUAAAGGCUCCUAAUUCAUCAAAACCUGAUCCUAUUGAUCAAAUUCAAACAAUCAAAAUUCAAAUCACACAUCCAGGUCAGCGUAAAGUUACUAGUGAUAUAAAAAUUGAUAAUAAAGCCAUUGAUCAUACGGUAAGUUCAUUGAGUAAAAAUCCGGCAAUCGAAGCAUCGAAAUCAACAACUGCUACAGUCGCUUCCAAUUCAAAAGAUCAACCUCGAACCAAUAAUAUUCAAGUUCCAAUUGUACAUAACGAUUCUCGUAAUUCAAGAAAAAAUGGUGAUACCAGAAGAAAUCGAAAUAAUAAUAUAUCGUUGAUUACUAAGAAACCGGAAACUAUUUACCAAUCGUCAUUGAUUCCAUCAAAAACGCAUCUCCCACCAUCUACUUCAUAUUAUAUGCCGGAAUCACAACCUAUUUUUGAUCCAAAGAAUAGUUUGCCUUCUCAAGCAUCAUUACAAACAUCUUCAUCCAUGUUAAAUACAUAUGCUAGAAAUGAUAACCCCAUUCCAUCAUUGUCAGCACAAGAUAUGAACAGUUUCAUCAAACGUGAACAAAAAAGUCUUGAAGAUUUUCAAACCAAACCUUCACAUUCAUAUGAAGAUCCAAAUUUUUUCACUGUACCGAGAAAAUAUUCGGAAGACCCAUUAUCCAUAAAAGAUUUAUUGGAUUUUCCAGGUCGUUCAUAUCGUCCAUCCAAGAUCGUGUUCAUUAUUCGCGGCUUACCAGGAUCUGGAAAAACACAUCUAGCUCGAUUGAUAAAAGAAAAUGAAGAAGCGAAUUCUCAACUCACUAAAAUACGCUUGAUUAGUAUGGACAAUUAUUAUUUGAGUGAACUUGAUGAUCACGAUCGUUAUCGUAAUGAUAAUGGAAUAUCUCGAUCACCACCUAUGAGGACUUAUGAUUUUGAUCCAUCCAAAGAAAUUCAAUAUAAAUUUAUGUUUUUCAGAGAUUUUAGGGAAAUUAUAACUGCAGGUUCUUACAAUUUUAUUAUACUUGAUUCAGUCAAUUCAACUAUAAAUGAUGUGCGAAAUUUUUAUACAUGUGCCAUCGAAAAAAAUUAUAUUCCGUAUGUAAUCGAAAUGGAAGCCAUCGUACGACGAUUAUUAGACUAUUGUACAGACUGUGAAGAAAUUAUUGCUUAUUGUUAUAAGCAUAAUCAACACGGACGUUCAUUGGCUGAAAUUCGAUCUCUUUAUAACGAAUGGCAAAUACUGCCUGAACAAUAUCUUCGUGUAAAUGCCUUUCCAUUGAUGGAAAAAAGUCCCAAAGUAAUUAAAUCGCCGCCAUCAACUAGAAUCAUAAUAAAUGAAAAUGAUCUAACUACAAUAUCGAUUCCAAAUCAAUCAACACAAACGGAUUCUUAUUCAAAAUGGAUGAAUAAUCCUCCUCCUCCUCCCACUAUAGCAACGUCAUUGUCUUCAUCAGAUUAUUACCAACAACAAUCAUCACAACAGCAACAAUCGAAUGAAAUAGUAUCAUCAAAUUACCAUUCGAAUUUCUCAUCACUGCCAUCAACAAUAAUAUCAUCACCAAGAACACGUUACUAUGAUGAUAAUGAUAAUGAUUUUGAAGAACGGAAUAAUCGAUUGCCAAAACGAUCACGUUUUGAUGACGGAAAUAAUAUAACAAUGAUGGGCACAGAUUCGAAUCCAAACCAGUGGCCAAAAUCAAAUGAAAGUCUUGCAUAUCCGCAUCAAUCUGCUAGUUAUUCUUCAACGUACUAUCAUGGUUCAGAUCGAAGAUAUUAUUAAUUGGUAAACAAGAUUUUAUACAAACAAUUUUUAUUCUUUCGGCUUUUUUUGAAAAAAAUGAAAGGCCAAAAGAAAAAUUGAUUUAUUAUUAAACUUCUUUUUUAAUUUUAUAAAAUGAGUACGUGAGUUAUAAAUUUAGCUAAAUUAAAAAAAAACUUAUAUGGAUGAUUAACUUCA
Molecule: messenger RNA, 3491 nt
Organism: Dermatophagoides farinae (American house dust mite)
Lineage: Eukaryota; Metazoa; Arthropoda; Arachnida; Sarcoptiformes; Pyroglyphidae
Biological process (GO): regulation of telomere maintenance
Cellular component (GO): nucleus
Source: RefSeq, a predicted model, not a curated record